Molecule: messenger RNA, 2999 nt
Organism: Linepithema humile (Argentine ant)
Lineage: Eukaryota; Metazoa; Arthropoda; Insecta; Hymenoptera; Formicidae
Product: hydroxypyruvate reductase
Biological process (GO): L-serine biosynthetic process
Molecular function (GO): NAD binding; phosphoglycerate dehydrogenase activity
Source: RefSeq, a predicted model, not a curated record
ACGAGUCAGUUUACCACCAUACACGAUACAGCUUUGCGAGUGGUGUCUUUACGUCUCUUUCUGUCUCUCUUUCUGUAAAAGAAAGAACUAUCCACCACGGUGUUGCGAAUUUUCUACGCAAGAAGAAGCACGAAAAGAUAACAUGUCGGUCAACUUCAGAAGCAUCCUCAUCAGCGAUCCCGUAGACGACUCUUGCAGCGCACUACUGACCGAACAUGGCAUUCCGGUUACCACAAAAUACAAGCUAUCUAAGGACGAAUUAAUCAGAGAGUUGCAGAAUCAUGAUGCGCUUAUCGUUCGAUCUGAGACCAAAGUCACGGCAGACGUUUUCGCCGCUUGUCCGAAUCUUCGUGUGGUCGGGCGAGCUGGUACUGGCGUUGACAACAUAGAGCUACGUUCUGCCACACGUAAAGGAGCCAUAGUAUUGAACACUCCGGGCGGCAAUAGCAUAAGUGCUUGCGAGCUUACAUGCGCCCUGAUCUCCGCACUCGCGCGCAAUGUCGCACAAGCCGCGCAAUCGUUGAAGGAAGGCCGAUGGGAUCGAAAACUGUAUUCCGGAUACGAGCUGUCCGGAAAGACGCUCGCGGUCCUCGGAAUGGGCCGCAUAGGCCGUGAGGUAGCCCACAGGAUGCAGAGCUUCGGUAUGAAUAUCGUCGCGUUCGACCCGAUAUUGAAAUCCGAGGUUGCCGCUGAGCUCGGCAUCAGAAAACUUGAACUGGAGGAGAUAUGGCCUGUAGCCGACUACAUCACCGUUCACACACCACUGAUACCUCAAACCAAAAAUUUGGUCAAUGCGACGACCUUGGCAAAGUGCAAGAAAGGAGUAUACAUCGUUAAUGUCGCACGUGGUGGCAUUGUUGAUGAGGAAGCUCUCUUGAAUUCAUUGAAGUCCGGCCAUUGCGGCGGAGCAGCUUUGGAUGUCUUCGUGGAGGAGCCGCCGAAAAAUCCGAUUACCUUAGAGCUCAUUAAACAUCCGAAAGUCAUUCCGACGCCGCAUCUCGGUGCCAGCACGGCAGAAGCCCAACAACGAGUGGCGUUGGAAAUAGCUCAGCAAUUCCUGGCUCUGUCCGGCAAAUCGACGGAAUAUGCGGUUACCGGCAUCGUAAACGCCCCGGUUUUGUCUGCCGCUAUGACAAGCGAAAAUGAACCUUGGAUAGAAUUGUCGAAGAAAUUGGGUCAAUUGGCCGGUCGCUUCCUCAAGGGCAAGUUGAACACGACAAUUCACAGCCAAACCGUGGGCAACGGCAUGCGGGAUAAACAAUUCAUACACACAGCCGUAUUGGUUGGUAUAUUAACUGGUCAGACGAAAAAUGGUUUGAAUCUCGUUAACGCGCCUAUCCUGGCGCAAGACAUCGGCGUGGAGUUGCAGGAGAGCCACAUCGAGGAUGACAAUAGAGCGGUCGUUGUGAAAGUUGGAGAGCACAUCAUCAAAGGAACCGUACGCGAUGAUCAAUUGCUGUUGCUCGCUUUGGACGAUGCUAUCUUCACAAACGGCAUCUCGCUCAGGGAUUAUGUUAGCUUUUAUCGCGCGAGUAGAGUGCAGGAUCUCGCCAGCAUUGUGAAUGUGUUCUCGUUAAAAGGCAUCAAUAUCCACAACUUGAAUGCCAACGGCAGCUGGGUAAUCAUUCAAACCAGUCAGGAGGUUUCGAUCCAAGUGGACGAGAUCGAGAGCUUUUGAGCGCAUCUGAUUAUGAAACAAGAGAGCGAUAAUAAGAGACCGAUAAUAAGAGAGCUUUGAAAAGAAAGAAGAAGCCCAAACAAAGAAUCCAGUAUUGCAAGAUUGAUAUAAAUAUGCGGGGAGUCUUUGCGCUGCUCUAGAAGCAUCAUCCUUUUGACUACGUAAACCUCCUACUCGCAUAAAAUCAUUAUUUAUUAUCUGAUUAAAGCUUAGAAAAAAAAACCGAAAAAAACUGCAAAAGUUUUUAUCGCUUUUAUGUCAAUUUUAUUUAUUUCUAUCUUGAAAAUAAUACGAGUAUAAUAUUCUAAUCGAAAGAGUUUCUACUGUUAUCUAUCAUGCAAAAGGUAUCGCGAUAAAAGAUGUGAUAAAAGCGUAGGUCCAUUUUCGGACUUUUCUCAGAAUCAUGAUAGUGUCUGUACCAGACAAGCUGUGCUUCAUCGACCGGAACAAUUGAUCAUCCGAGGAGGCGAUGUCUGAAGAGUACACCGGAUAAGACAAGACUUCCCUCAAGACAGCUUCAUUCAACUAGUUUUCCGGGUCAAAGAUACAAUAUGCUGUCUGGCGUUGUCACGUCAGAUUGACCUUGUUUUGUUCUCUCGCGAAAUACGGCCGCUUUUCGUAUACUGCCUGUUGUCAUCGUCUCAAUUGCUGACAAUAGCGUUUUACAUUAAUCGUAUGUACAUUAUCAUAAUUGGAGCUCAUAAUAAUGUGCACCUCGUAUUAUUCUACCAAAAAAAAAAAUACAUCGGGUCUCUAGAAUCUACCCACAUAGUUUUACACAUUUUUAGGAUUGUGUAGUAUAUCUAUUUUUUAUCACAAUACGAUAUGAAAAAAUUCUUUCUUUCGAUAACGAACGAGAAGCCAAAAGCGGAAUGUUGAGUAAAUUCGUGAUAGUGCGCUCGGACAAUUUAUGUGAGAUCUCUUUUUCCUGUUUUUUGAAUAUUUUCUAAGGCAUGUAGACGUCGCAACAUGGUGCUCUAAUUAACAUUGAUUCUUUUUGCAAGCUCUAGUUGAUUGCGAAUCUCUCUUCAGCAAUGCUCCCAAAACAUCUAAAUGCGCGAUAGAAAUUUUUGCAUAAGCCUAACAAUAAAACUAAUAUGUACCACACUAUUUUUAUUUUAGAAAAGAAAUUAUAUAAAAUAAAAGUUAAAAUAUUCUUGCGUUUCUUAUAUUUGUUGUUAGUAUGCAUUAAGCAUCAAGUACUUUUAUACACACACGCGCAUAAAAAGAUAACAAAGAAGUGUACACAACGUGUUUGUAUAAGUAUUUAUAUUUUUGUAUUAUUAGAGAUUUAUUAAUAAAACAUCACAAUUAUAUCAAA